Molecule: messenger RNA, 846 nt
Organism: Microthlaspi erraticum
Lineage: Eukaryota; Viridiplantae; Streptophyta; Magnoliopsida; Brassicales; Brassicaceae
Source: the annotation of a GenBank genome assembly
AUGGCGGUGGCUCAGACCGUGAAUUAUUGGUUGACGGAGCAUCCAAAGAUCGUCAACUUCCGAUGGAGCCCAACCCAAUCAUACGCCUCCACCUGGUCAUUCCUCGUCACCGCCGUCUCAUCUUACGUCAUCGCCGCCGUCACUCUCCACCUCCUCCUCACAAUCAUCCUCCGACGCCGUCGCGGCCUCUCCCUCGGCCCAAUCCCGGCCUUGCACAGCUUGACCAUGUCCUUAAUCUCCGCCGUUAUCUUCGUCGGAAUCCUCCUCUCCGCCGCCGCGGAGAUCCGAGACACGCGCUGGCUAUGGCGACGCACGCGCACGACGGCUCUCCAGUGGUUCCUCUGUUUUCCCGUGGGCACACGCGCCUCGGGGCGCGUGUUCUUCUGGUCGUACGCGUUUUACCUCUCUCGAUACCUUCACUUGCUCCGCACCUUCUUCUCGGUGAUACGACGUCGUAAGCUCAGCUUCUUCCAGCUCAUCAACCAGUCUUCUCUCCUCUGUAUCUCAUUCCUCUGGCUCGAAUUCUCCCAAUCAUUCCAGGUUGUGGCGAUACUAUUGACGACCGUUUCGUAUGCCGUCGUGUACGGUUACAGAUUCUGGACGGCGAUUGGGUUACGUGGCGCGUGUUUUCCGUUCGUCGUUAACUGUCAAGCCGUUCUGUUGGGGUGUUUGACGGUGUGCCACGUAGGCGUUCUCUGCAUGCACAUGGUCAAACGCGGCGGUUGUAACGGUAUCGGAGCUUGGCUGUUUAACUCCGUUCUAAACGCCGUUAUCUCUUUGCUCUACUUGAAGUUUUAUGUCAAGACGCGUUCGCGUUCAAUGGCGACAGCGGUUAAGCCAACAUAA